Molecule: messenger RNA, 1194 nt
Organism: Striga asiatica
Lineage: Eukaryota; Viridiplantae; Streptophyta; Magnoliopsida; Lamiales; Orobanchaceae
Source: the annotation of a GenBank genome assembly
GGAACAUUGGGCCUAUUCCAAACCAGGCCCGAGAGCGAUAAUAAAAGCCCAAACCCAUUGAGAAGUCAGUAUAGAAUUUCGGACCCAUCGAUCGAUGGAUCUAUAGAGAGAGAAUCUGAUUGAUCCGUUUUAGCUUGUCUGGUUCACUCAUCGGCUCCACCAAAGGCCACCGCCGUCCGCCGUACGCCGUCGCCGUCAUUAAACGCUUACCUCCACCGCCGUGCCGUCCAGCUACCGAUUCGCUGAUCUUCUUCUUCUUCUCUCUGCUAAACGCAUGGAGCAAUUCUGGAGUGGGAGUGGUAUCAGAACGAACAAAGAAAUGGUGGAGCAGUUGCUGGGCCAUGGAGUGAUAAAUUCGGAGAAAGUGGCAGAGGUAAUGAGAACAAUCGACAGGGGUUUGUUCAUGCCAGAUGGCGCGCCUCCAUACGCCGACAGCCCUAUGCUCAUUGGCUACAAUGCCACAAUAUCUGCACCUCACAUGCACGCAACUUGCCUUGAAUUGCUCGAGAACCAUUUGAAACCUGGCAUGUGUGCCCUGGAUGUUGGUUCUGGAACAGGAUAUUUGACUGCUUGCUUUGCUAUUAUGGUCGGACCACAGGGAUGCGUGGUUGGCGUAGAGCAUAUUCCUGAGUUGGCUGAAUCAUCGGUUAAGAAUAUCGAAAAGAGCGAAGCAGCCACAUUGUUGAGAGAAGGGCUGCUCUCAAUCCAUGCUGUUGAUGGCCGGCAAGGGUGGCCGGAGGCCUCGCCUUACGAUGCCAUUCAUGUUGGAGCAGCUUCUCCGGAGAUUCCUCCGACGCUCAUUGACCAAUUGAAGCCGGGCGGCAGAUUAGUGAUUCCGGUUGGGAAAAGCUCUCAGGACUUGAAAGUGGUGGACAAAAAUGCCGAUGGCACAAUUAGCGUAAGGACCGAAUUUUCUGUUCGUUAUGUCCCUCUCACGAGCCGCGAAGCUCAGUUGCGAGGGCAGUGAUGGACUUAACAAGUUGGUGCAUUUAUAUUGGUGAUUGGAUAUAUGGGAAUGAACAUAAAAUUUGAAUCUCUAUAUUUCUCAUUCCAUUUGUAGUGUAAAUGUUUGGUUCAAACUUCAAAGGGUAGCCAAUGGUGCAACUUCCCAGGGGUAUGAGAUACAUUAAUCUAAUUUGAAAUAGUGAAAUAUUAUUCAGAAUUGCAGUUUUUCACUUUGAGGUUAAAAUGUCA